AUGAAAGGCCAUUUCGUUCCUGAGAAGUCUCGUCCAGAAUUCCAAGAAGAACCGCACAAUCUUUUCGGCCAGUGGUUCCAUGGCAUCGUGGAAAGCAAUCAAACCGAGCAGUUCCAAGAUCUAUUCAUCAACGGUUCGAUACCGCAUCAUGCAACAUUCGAUGAUAUCCUGAACAGCCUGAAAAAACCAAAGCACAUUAGCAAUGUCUCUAUUCCACCUCCGCAUAUCCCACAUCCAAGGUGCACAUCUGAUACAUCUAAAUGGUGGUAUCGCACCUAUGAUGGCUCGUGUAAUUGGCUCAAGGAAGGCGAAGUGAGUGAAGGCGAGUAUGGCACGGCCAAAUCUCGGGACUACGGGCAGUAUUACUACGCCGAUGGCAUCUCAAAGCCGAAGGGCCCCAACCCACGAGCCGUGAGCAACGCCUUCUUUCGCCGGAAGAAGACGCUCUAUUAUGAGCACACUCCACUGCUGCUUGGUUUGGUGGAGUUCAUAAUGCACGACGUUACUUGGUCUCAGGACUCUAGCACGGAAUUCAUUGAUGUUCCAAUGCCGGAUGACGAAGAUGUUUUCUAUCCAAACACAACUCUCAGGAUCUGGAGGACCGAGCCGCUCUCGGGAACAGGUACAUCGCUCAAGAAUCCUCGCGAAAACAUUAACAGAGCGACUACUUGGUUAGACGUCUCCGCGCUCUAUGGCAGCACUCGAGAGGUUGCGCUUGCCUUGCGCUCUUUCAGCAAGGGCAAAUUGCUGACCCAGGAGCUUGAGACUCGUGGAACCAGACAAAAGGCGUCAUAUUUGCCAUUCAACACCAUCGGUGUCCCUACAAGGGCUCGACCAGGAACUGACGUGACGACCUUGUUUGCAGGCGGCGAUCCACGGACAAAUGAAGAUUGGGUGAUGAUGGCCGUCCAUACCCUUUUCCUAAGAGAACACAACCGCCUCUGUGACAUACUAGCCGAGCAGCACCCGGAAUACGACGAUGAAGAGUUGUACCAGACCGUUCGAGUACUUCUCUCGGCUAAAAUGUCGCUGAUUGGGAAUGCUUACCAAAUGUCAUACUUCAAAGACAUGCCAUGGCCGAUGGACGACGGUUUUCCGUUGUAUCGCGAGAUGUCUGGCAAGAAUUGGCUCCAAAUAAACCCAGCAAAUACUUAUCCCUGGCCAAUCGCUACUAAAGGCGGCAAACCAACGGUUGUGAGCGCUGAAAUGGCUGUGGUAUAUCGGUUCCAUGAGUUCAUCAUCAAGAGCUUUCCGAUCAAGGAUGCCCUCAAUAAGACUCUCUGGGAUCAACCGCUAUUCGAUACCGGCUUCAACGCCACCGGAUUCAUCGAUGCCGGUUUGGAGAAUAUCCUCCGAGGUGUUGCAUCCACGUUUAUCCCGAACUUCAAAAGUGGUGUGGAUGAGUCUUUUAGAUCAGCCGGGAAGUACAGAGGUUCACCUUUCGAUAUUGUUACGUGGUCAAUCGUGCACGAAAGGGAGCAAGGACUGCCAACGUUCAACAAUUAUUUCCGUGCUUAUAAUAAGCAAAGACCCAAAGCCAUCGUCCCGAUCCGGAAGAGAUUCGAAGAUUUCUCAUCUGAUCCGCACGUGGUUUCAGAGCUCAAAAGAUUGUAUCGGGCUCCGGAUGAUGUCGACCUCGUUGUUGGUUAG
Molecule: messenger RNA, 1650 nt
Organism: Penicillium daleae
Lineage: Eukaryota; Fungi; Ascomycota; Eurotiomycetes; Eurotiales; Aspergillaceae
Exons: 6
Coding region: 1-1650 (549 amino acids)
Biological process (GO): response to oxidative stress
Molecular function (GO): heme binding; peroxidase activity
Source: RefSeq, a predicted model, not a curated record